AUGGAGUGCAGAUUUAGCAACUAUAUGGACAAAUGCUCAGGUGGACAAAACUACCUCACGGUUGACAAGCACGGAGAGAGCCUGCUUUCAUUAAAGUCACUGGAAAGUUUGGCGGAGGCAGACUGGAAAUCCAUCAAUCCACCCAAAAAACUAAACCACCGUGGAUUCCGAUUCUGGGUCUCUCGCUGUACUGAAAAAUGCCUUACAGUCGGGAACACAAAGAAACGAACUGUGGGUGUUGCUGAAU
Ilex paraguariensis (yerba mate) is the source of this 247-nucleotide messenger RNA. The record is from the annotation of a GenBank genome assembly. Lineage: Eukaryota; Viridiplantae; Streptophyta; Magnoliopsida; Aquifoliales; Aquifoliaceae.